Trifolium pratense (red clover) is the source of this 2085-nucleotide messenger RNA. RefSeq names its product CAP-Gly domain-containing linker protein 1-like. The coding region runs from base 47 to 1903 and encodes 618 amino acids. The transcript has a single exon. NCBI's taxonomy places the organism in Eukaryota, Viridiplantae, Streptophyta, Magnoliopsida, Fabales, Fabaceae. The record is from RefSeq and is a predicted model, not a curated record.
CAUCAUAGCAAAGUUCUUAUCAUUGCGUUUGCCCCUGGAAUCUCAGAUGGGGGGCUCGAGCUAUUCUAACGUAGAUUGUGACGAAGUGAGAGUAUCGGUUACUCCAUCUCAGAAGCAAGAAUUGAUGAAAUUUGAACUUCUAUCUCUCAAUACUGACUUUCCUCCUAGUUGUGAUGGUGAUAAUAGUUCUGUGAAUGAGGGUUGUGAAUCGCCUUUAUCAUCAUGGGAUUCUGAACCUGAAACUGAUAUCCCGUCUUUGAUCAAUUGUGAUGGCAUGCCUGAUCAAGGAUCCCUUCAAAGUAUUAACCUGGAAGAGAACUAUCUUGGUAUGGAGGAACAAAACCAGUUUGUUGGGGUCGAAAACACGGAUGAUGGUUUAUUGUGGGAGAUGGACAAUAGAAGUUAUGAAGAGUUGCUCAAAAAGUUCAAUGAAAAGGAGGAAGAGCUCAGAGUUUCCAAUUUUAAGCUUACACUUUCGGAACAAGAGAUUAUCAAGUUGAAUGUUCAAGUUGAGAAUGGCGAGGCUCAACUUAAUAAUGUGCGUGAAGAAUUGAAGCUGAAAGAGGAGGAACUGAAUAAACAAAAAGAGCUUUCUGAAGAAGAGAUUGUCAUGUUGAAGAUUCAAAUUGAGAAAAGUGAGAAUCGGCUUGAUAAUGUGCAUGAAGAAUUGCAGCUGAAAGAGGAGGAAUUGAAUAAACAAAAAGAGCUUUCGGAAGAAGAGAUUUCCAAGUCGAAGAUUCAAAUUGAGAAAAGUGAGAAUCAGCUUACUAAUGUGAAUGGAGAAUUGAAGCGGAAAGAGGAUGAACUGAAAAAUCAAAAAGAGCUUUUGAAAAAAGCGGUUUCACAUAUGAAGUCUUAUAUUGAGAAAAGUGUGAAUCGGUUUAAUAAUGUGAAUGAAGAAUUGAAGCUGAAAGAGAAGGAACUGAAUAAACAAAAAGAACUUUCAGAAGAAGAGAUUUUCAAGUUGAAGACUCAAAUUGAGAAAAGUGAGAUUCAGCUUCAAGUGACACGGGAAAAUAUGGCCAACUCAGAAUUGGAGUUAGUUUCAGAGAGACAAAAAAAUCAAAUGCUUGGAGACUUGGUUAAAACGUAUAAGGCUAAUGAAACUAAUCAAGAGCAAGAGGUCCGAAAAUUGAAGUCGGAAUUGCUUGACUCGCAGGCUAAGUUCUCUUUUGAUAUUGCAGAUAUUUCAAAACUGAAUAUGGAAUUGACCUCUAAACUGAAGGAUUGUCAGUCCAGAAACAAGGAAUUAGAAAACAAAUUAAGCCGAGACAGAGAUGCAAAAGUUGCACAAGAAAUGGUUUUGGAAGAAGAAAUCAAUUGUCUGAGGGAAGAACUUGGUCAGAAAAUGCAUCUUGUUGAAGCCGCGAAUAAGGAAAAGGAGAUGGUAGUGAUUGAAAGGAAUGAAGCAAAAGCUAAGAUUAAAAAGCUUGAGCAUGAGAUAUUUUCCUGCAAAGCUGAAAAGUUGAAACAUGCAGAUUUGCAUGCUACUCAACAAAAGUUUUUGCAAGAUGAAAUCAUGUCUUUGAGAAAAGAACAUGGACAGAGAAUGGACAUGGUAAUGGUUGAACUAGAUGAAGCCAAUGUAAUGAUUGCUAAUUUGAAAGCUGAGAUAUGCUCCCGCGACGAUAAAAUAUCAAAUAUGAAGAAACAUACCGAUGAUGUAAAAACAUCAUUGAAGGGGCUGAUGAUUGACUAUGACACUGCACUGAAAGAAGUAAACGACUUGAAACUGAAAGUGGGAGAACUCGAAUUCGAGGUGACUAGACAGAAUGGUGUGAUCUCAGAUAUGGCUAAGGGGAAGAAUAAGGAAGCACUUAGACAAGUACAUGACUACUAUGAGGGUAAACUUGAGAUCUACAAGACUGCAUAUAAUGAACUUCUUCAAAAAUCAUAUAGCUAAAGGUGUCGCGGCGGUCGUGCUGUUAUAGCUUCCUAAAGUUACAUUUAGUUGUUUCUGGUCUUUUUUUUUUUUUUUGUUCUAUAGAUCUUUGGUUCUUAUUAGCUUUUUAUAUCAGUUUCAUAAUCGUUCCUACUAUGCACAAGGGCCAUUUACUUCGUUGAUUUUUUAUAAUACGUUGUUUU